AUGCAGGCUGGCCGAUCCUCCGAACGUCAGAUUUUGGCUGGGGACAUCGACCAGCUAAAAGUCAGAAAUGCCUCCAUCCCAGAUUUUGUCACCUACAACUUGCUGGUUCAUAUCACAGAUGAGAACUCAGACACUAACCAGAGUUUCUCAAAGCUGGCAGUGAACAGGGCUAAAGCCUCGACUUCCUCAGAGGUGAAAAGGGGGAUCCUUGGGGUGAACAACGCGCGGGGUCCCGGAGGACUGCGGACAGCUUGCGGAGGCAAGAAACUGCUCAACAAGUGCGCCGCCUCAGCCGCGGAGGAGAGCGGGGCCGGCAAGAAGGACAAGGUGACCAUAGCCGAUGACUACUCAGAUCCCUUUGAUGCCAAGAAUGAUCUCAAGAGCAAAGCAGGAAAGGGGGAGAGUGCUGGCUACAUGGAGCCCUAUGAGGCGCAGAGGAUCAUGACAGAAUUUCAGAGGCAGGAAAGCGUCCGGUCCCAACAUAAAGGUAUCCAGUUAUAUGACACCCCUUACGAACCUGAAGGCCAAAGUGUUGACUCGGACUCGGAGAGCACAGUCAGCCCCCGACUGCGGGAGAGCAAGCUGCCCCAGGAUGAUGACAGGCCCGCCGAUGAGUACGACCAACCUUGGGAGUGGAACCGAGUCACCAUCCCAGCCCUGGCAGCACAGUUUAAUGGCAACGAGAAGCGGCAGUCAUCCCCCUCGCCUUCGCGGGACCGGCGGCGCCAGCUUCGUGCCCCUGGAGGGGGCUUUAAGCCUAUCAAACAUGGGAGCCCCGAGUUCUGCGGGAUCCUAGGAGAAAGGGUGGAUCCUGCUGUUCCCCUGGAGAAGCAAAUAUGGUAUCAUGGAGCCAUCAGCAGAGGAGACGCUGAGAACCUGCUUCGACUCUGCAAGGAGUGUAGCUACCUUGUCCGGAACAGCCAGACCAGCAAGCAUGACUACUCCCUCUCCCUGAGGAGCAACCAGGGUUUUAUGCACAUGAAACUGGCCAAAACCAAAGAGAAAUACAUUCUGGGUCAGAACAGCCCUCCAUUCGACAGUGUCCCGGAAGUCAUCCACUACUACACCACCAGAAAGCUACCCAUCAAAGGGGCCGAGCACUUGUCCCUCCUCUACCCCGUGGCUGUGAGGACCCUGUGAGCGGACCAGACCUGCCCUGCUCUGUGACAGAGCCUGAGACUUGGAGGUGCCGGAGGCCCCCCACCAACCAGCCCGGCCACUGUUGCUGGCUGUGUCAUUUGUGUUGUGUGUAUGGUACUAGCACACCACUGCAUGUCUCUAGAAUGCUGUUGCCACUUACGGGGGCUGGAGAAGGCCUGGAUAAAGACAGAGGGGCGGCCAACACACCACCCCAGCCCCCACCCCCACCCUCUCCUUGAGUUUCUGUGAAUUAAAAUAUUUGCAAAUCCAAAGAGAUGCCUUCCAGGAUGAACAAAGGCAGACCAGCUCCGAGGGGUGGGGGUAGGGCGGGGCAGGAGCUCCCUGGCUGACAUCUCUUUGUUCUUCAGCUGUCUCGAAUUCACACCUGUGUACGGGGCAAAGUUUUCCCACAGGGGCCCCCAACGGAUGCUGGGAGCCAAAUGCUGGUGCUUUGAGAGUCCCGGAGGUGCUGGCGUUCCACCCCCGCUGGUGUGUGUGUGUGUGUGUCUGUGUGAGUGUGUGUGUGAGUACAGAUAUGAGAAUGUGGUCACACACAGAUGGGUAAGCCCGCUGAUCUACUUGUAGUCACUCAGUGUAAUCAUUAGGCGAUCUUCAAGGAAUCAUUAUGCAGUCAAAAAGAGGAUUCAAUUAUUUAUGAAUAGGGUAUGUAAAUAAAAUAGUCAUUUAAUAUA
Messenger RNA from Mandrillus leucophaeus (drill), 1832 nucleotides. It is a transcript of the gene SHB, whose product is annotated as Src homology 2 domain containing adaptor protein B. Gene Ontology annotation, molecular function: phosphotyrosine residue binding. The record is from RefSeq and is a predicted model, not a curated record. The coding region runs from base 1 to 1140 and encodes 379 amino acids. Lineage: Eukaryota; Metazoa; Chordata; Mammalia; Primates; Cercopithecidae. The transcript is spliced from 9 exons.